AUGACGGAGACCUCUCUGUCCCUUUUCUCCCCGCCCUCGAGCGCGUCUCUUCCCGCCUCUUCUGGCCCUGCCUCUGUCACCGCCUACCGCCGUCUGCCUCUUUCUGAAGCCAGCAACUUUUCGGUUCUUCACCCUUCUCGUUUCUCGACCCCCUUUGGCGCGCGCGGGUCGCGCACGCAGCGCCUUUUCCGCACGCUGUCGACUGGCAAGGAAAACAGCGGAGUCGUGUCCUGUGCAUUCCUCACGACGCUCCCAAAAGUAUCAACCCUCGCGAAUGGCGAAUCAAGGAAAAAGGGCGGCUUUCCGAAACGAAAGGGCGAAGGCAAGCGCGCCGCCGAGGCAGCCGCAACCGUCAGAGCUGCGAUGGCACUCGCUUCUGGUCAGGAAUCAGGCGUAUAUACACUCGAAGAUGUCGAGGCGCGAGCGGGCACCGCGCGCAUGUGCCUGAUGGCUGCAGGCACAAGAGUUCAUUUCCUCGACUUGGAAAGGGGCGAAGUCGUCGCUCGCUACAGCGCAAUCAAGGACUACGCUCGAUCUGUCUCCUGCCGAUCUGAUGGAAAACUGUUCGCUGUCUCUGACGACAGCGGCCUGGUGCAAGUCGUGCAGACCGACACGCGAGACCUGCUUCGCAAGUUCAAAGGCCAUACCGGCUCGGUCAGGAGCUGCCGGUUCUCCCCGGACAAGACCCACGUCGUCUCUGCGGGCGAUGAUACAACAAUCAGGCGCUGGGAUCUGAGCGUCGGCGAGUGUACGGACACGCUUCGGGGUCACUCGGACUCUGUGCGCUCGGUGGACGUCCCGCGGUUCUCUGCGCCGUCGAGUUCAGACGAAAACUCUGACGCCUCCGCCGCGUUCGCGUCGCCCUCCAACCUCUGGGCGCCGCACGCCUGCCUCACGGGCAGCUACGACUGCACAGCGCGCCUGUGGGACUUGCGGGCGCCCGACGAGUCUAACACUGUCGUCUUCCAGCAUGACAGACCCGUUGAGUUCGCGCGCAUCGCCGACUGCGUCCCGGGCUCUCAGUUGUUGCUGUCUUGCGCCGGCCCCGUAGUCAAGGUGUGGGACGUUCGUCAGACCUCGCGGCCGCUCUGCUCCCUGUCGAGCCAUGUGAAGACCGUGACGGCCGCGCAGAUUAUCCCUGGCCGUCUGGCGGCGUUGUCUGCCAUCCAGGCGAAGCAAAGCAGAAAGCUGCGGAGAAAGCGCGAGCGCGUGGAGGCGGAAGAACAGGGGGACCGCGAAGACGCGGAAGAAGAGGAGGCGGAAGCAGCGGAUGAGGAGGAAGAAGACGAAGAAGACGUCGAACUCGCUCGCGAAGAGGCCGAGCUGCAGGAUGGCUUGGUCGUCGUCACCGGCUCUCUCGAUGCUACCGUCAAGCUCACGUCGUUGACCACUCUGCAGGUGCGGCAUACGUUUGCGUUUGACUCCGAAGUUCUUUCGCUCGACUUUGCGCUGGCGCGCACGCCGCAGCCGGCGGCCGGGAAGGAAGGAAACGUCGCGCUCUCGGCGACUUUCUUCGUCGGGUUCUCAGACGGCUCGUGGGCUGUGCGGCAGCGCGGUCGGGGGGACGACUCCUCCGACCUGCUGGGCCUGCGGGCUUCGGGGCUUGCCGACCCGCUCGCUGCGUCGCUGCUAGUCCCCGCGAGAGAUACGCGCAAAAAGAGGAAGCUCCUCCUCAGAAUGCGCGCCAACCAAGCGCACUACUUCACGCGCGGCCGCAGCGCCCUGCCCCUGGGCGACGACUUUGUGGUGGAUACUCUACAAGCGAAAAGACUCAAUCGCCUCGAUCGUCUCCUGCGAAGCUUCCAGUACCAGGCUGCCCUCGACGUCUCCCUCACGAUGUCAUCUCAGCACGUCGUCGCGCUGGUCGCGGAGCUGCUGCAGCGCGGCGGCCUGGAAGUCGCGAUGCGCGGCCGAGACAGUGCGUCGCUCAUUCCACUUCUCCAGUUUAUUUCGAAAAACAUCACCUUCAAGAAUUCGUCCUACACUCGGAUCGUCUCUGAGAUGACGCUAGCCCUGCUGCAGGAGUGCGAGGAUUGGAUGCUGCUCAGCGGCUACGACAAAGAAGUCAUGGAGCUCCUCAAGCGAAUUUGCCAGAAAAUAGCAUUUGAGCUCCACCAAAUUCAGCAGAUGGAUCGCCUCCACAGCCUCCUGGACGCCCUCCUGGCCUCUUGA
Besnoitia besnoiti is the source of this 2172-nucleotide messenger RNA. RefSeq names its product WD domain, G-beta repeat-containing protein. Gene Ontology annotation, biological process: positive regulation of transcription by RNA polymerase I; rRNA processing. Bases 1 to 2172 code for a protein of 723 amino acids. Gene Ontology annotation, cellular component: nucleolus. The record is from RefSeq and is a predicted model, not a curated record. The transcript has 10 exons. Gene Ontology annotation, molecular function: protein binding. Lineage: Eukaryota; Apicomplexa; Conoidasida; Eucoccidiorida; Sarcocystidae.